AUGUGCCGGCCCCCACACGAGGAUCCCGAAUACCAACGGCAACUCGUCGGAUCCUAUAGACAAGGACUGCUCUCCACUAUGCAGAAUGGGUCAGCGAGGCCUAUAAGCAUUCCCUUAUCGCAUUCCUGGUCUAAUUCACACUCACCGAAACACAUGAGGCUAUCGGGUGUAAGCGGUUCACCGGGAAGCCCCGGACGACGACCGCGCUCCGACAACAAGAAAUGCCGUAAAGUGUACGGUAUGGAUCAACGUGACCUCUGGUGUACGCAGUGUAAAUGGAAGAAGGCUUGCACACGCUUCGGCGACUAG
This is a messenger RNA of Diatraea saccharalis (sugarcane borer), 309 nucleotides long. Lineage: Eukaryota; Metazoa; Arthropoda; Insecta; Lepidoptera; Crambidae. The record is from the annotation of a GenBank genome assembly.